GCAUAGAUCUUAUGGAACAGAAGCGGACAUGUGGAGCAUUGGUGUAAUUGCCUAUAUUCUUCUAUGUGGAAGCAGGCCUUUCUGGGCGCGAACAGAGUCCGGUAUAUUUAGGGCCAUCCUGAAAACUGAUCCAAACUUUGAAGAAACCCCUUGGCCCUCUUUGUCUUCUGAUGCAGUAGACUUUGUAAAAAGAUUGCUGAAUAAGGAUUACCGCAAAAGGCUAACUGCAGCUCAGGCUCUCAGUCAUCCUUGGUUGGCUGGUUAUCAUGAUGUGAAGAUUCCUUUGGAUAUGAUAGUAUAUAAGCUUGUAAAAGCUUAUGUAUAUUCGUCUUCUCUUCGAAAAGCUGCUUUAAGGGCUCUUGCUAAGACAUUGACUAUACAACAACUAGCUUAUCUUCGGGAUCAGUUUACAUUAUUAGCGCCAAGCAAAAGUGGACUUGUAGCACUACCAAACUUCAAAAUGGCUGUGAUGAAGAACGCCACCGAUGCAAUGAAGGAUUCAAGGGUUUUCGACUUUGUCAAUACGGUGAGUUCUCUUCAAUACAGAAAGUUGGAUUUUGAAGAAUUCUGUGCUGCAGCGAUAAGUGUACAUCAGCUUGAAGGAAUGGAAAGCUGGGAGCAACAUGCUCGUCGUGGCUAUGAGUUCUUUGAAAAGGAGGGGAACAGGCCUAUUAUGAUAGAGGAACUCGCCUCGGUACAUUUUCCCCCUCCCCUUUUCUCAUAG
Messenger RNA from Nicotiana attenuata, 724 nucleotides. RefSeq names its product CDPK-related kinase 1-like. Gene Ontology annotation, biological process: intracellular signal transduction; protein autophosphorylation; peptidyl-serine phosphorylation. Lineage: Eukaryota; Viridiplantae; Streptophyta; Magnoliopsida; Solanales; Solanaceae. Gene Ontology annotation, cellular component: nucleus; cytoplasm. Gene Ontology annotation, molecular function: calcium-dependent protein serine/threonine kinase activity; ATP binding; calmodulin binding. The record is from RefSeq and is a predicted model, not a curated record. The coding region runs from base 29 to 724 and encodes 231 amino acids. The transcript is spliced from 5 exons.